GCGGGCAGCGCUAAAAGUCAGAACUGUGACAGUGGUUAGGAUUCAGAAUAAUUUAAGAAGGGAUUUUUAAGCAACAGGACAAGACCGUUUCACCAGGGCAUACCAAAGGGGAAUUGUUUAUAUUUCUCACAGGAAAAAGGGGUCAAAUCUGACAAGUAACGCGAACAUCAACGUACUGAUACAUCUUCGUCUGGCUCGCCUAAAAUUGUCGAUUUACCAACGAUGCCUCGUUCUUUUUUGGUGAAGAGCAAGCGGUGCUCCUCCUACAACGCUCACAGGUUCGUCGACGAGGAGCAACUCGAACUAAGAGACUCAUCAGAGACAACAAAUAAUACAAAACCGGGUCCCCCGCACUCGCUGGACCACGGCGACCUGGAGCAGACCCAGGACGAGGGGCGUCCCGGCCAUUCCGACCCCUUUCCCCCGAUUAAACCAGAGCGGGAGGCCAGCUGUCCCGCACCCGCUCACCCUGAGCCCCCCGUGCCCCCCAUGGUCUCCAGUGGAGCCUAUUACACUCCAGAACCCCAGCUCCCCGAAUAUCCCCGCUACUACAAGUCCCCGUUUGCCUGGGAGUCCGUGCACCCGUCCUACGAUUUCCGGCAGAUGGGGUUCCCCCCCUCCCUGCUCCAGCACGCCAGCACCCUGUACGGGGCACACAUUAAGCAGAGCUCCGAGACCCCCCAGCCCCUGGACUGCAGCACACACUACUCGCCAACCUCCGACACGUACCACUGCAUCACCUGCGAUAAGGUGUUCUCCACCCCCCACGGGCUGGAGGUGCACGUCCGGCGCUCCCACAGCGGCACGCGGCCCUUCGGCUGCAGCGUGUGCCGCAAGACCUUCGGCCACGCGGUCAGCCUGGAGCAGCACAUGAACGUCCACUCGCAGGAGAGGAGCUUCGAGUGCAAGAUGUGCGGGAAGACCUUCAAGCGCUCGUCCACCCUGUCCACCCACCUGCUGAUCCACUCGGACACGCGGCCCUACCCCUGCCAGUACUGCGGCAAGAGGUUCCACCAGAAGUCCGACAUGAAGAAGCACACCUACAUACACACAGGAGAGAAGCCCCACAAGUGCCAGGUGUGUGGCAAGGCCUUCAGCCAGAGCUCAAACCUGAUCACACACAGCCGCAAGCACACGGGAUUCAAGCCCUUCGGCUGCGAGAUCUGUGCCAAGGGCUUCCAGCGGAAGGUGGACCUCCGGAGACACCACGAGAGUCAACAUGGCCUGAAGUGAGGAGGGAGAGAGACAGGGAGGGAGGGAGGGAGAGA
Messenger RNA from Anguilla rostrata (American eel), 1268 nucleotides. RefSeq names its product growth factor independent 1B transcription repressor (gene gfi1b). Gene Ontology annotation, molecular function: DNA-binding transcription factor activity, RNA polymerase II-specific; RNA polymerase II cis-regulatory region sequence-specific DNA binding. Gene Ontology annotation, biological process: regulation of transcription by RNA polymerase II. Gene Ontology annotation, cellular component: nucleus. Bases 223 to 1233 code for a protein of 336 amino acids. The transcript has 7 exons. NCBI's taxonomy places the organism in Eukaryota, Metazoa, Chordata, Actinopteri, Anguilliformes, Anguillidae. The record is from RefSeq and is a predicted model, not a curated record.